UAAGCCUUCGUUUGCUCAGUUGAACUUCAGUUGUCUGUCGAUUGUGAAUCAUUGACCAUCAUUUUUUUUUUUUUUUUUAUUUUUUACUCCACAAAAAGUGUUUAUUAAUUAAAUUAUGAAUCAAUUGUUUUACAAAUCAAAUAAAUGUCAAAUUUUUUUCAAAAAGUGAUAAUGAAAAACUUUUCAAUAAAAUAUUUGAGAAAAAUAGAAAAUAUCCAAUAAACGAAAUAAUGAGGAAUAGUAGUGAAAAAGAAAUAGUUGAAAAUGUUUCUGCAAUGCAGGAAAUUGAUCAGCUUAUGGGAGGUGAAGUGAAUUUAAUUACAUCGAAGGAGGAAUUUAAAUAUGAAUUGAGACAAUGGAUUACGGCAUUUGGUGCAAUUGUUGGAGCAAUUUUAGCAGGUGUAACAGGAGGAUUUAGUGCAAUUUUAAUACCACAACUUGAAUUUAAUUCAAGUUUUACAGAUACAAAUUUUUUUAGAGAAAAUUUUAAUGAUAUUAAAAUUGAAACAAUAAGUCAAAAAUCAUGGCUAGGUUUCUCAGGUGCACUUCUAUUGGCACCUGGUUGUUGGUUAUCAGGAUUAAUGUUGGAGAAAUUAGGUCGUAGAAUGACCCAUUUGGUGAUAACACCAUUUUAUUUUCUCUCCUGGCUAACAAUAACUCGCCUGCAUGUCCAGUUUAUAUUGCCGAGACAACAAAUCCACGAUUAAGAGGAAUUCUUUUAGGAUGUAUUAGUGUUGCAGCAUCAAUUGGUAAUUUAUUGGCACACGCUACAGGAACAUGGUUACAUUGGAGGAUUGCAAGUUUAUUGUGUGGUUCACUUAAUAUAAUUUGUUUUAUCAUUUGUUUUC
Molecule: messenger RNA, 848 nt
Organism: Leptopilina boulardi
Lineage: Eukaryota; Metazoa; Arthropoda; Insecta; Hymenoptera; Figitidae
Exons: 2
Coding region: 231-707 (158 amino acids)
Source: RefSeq, a predicted model, not a curated record